AUUAAUGCUUCAAGUUAGUCAAUCAUUAAGCGCGGUCUGUGCAUGUGUUACGGAGUUUUGCCGUUAAUCGUUUAUCAACGCAAAUCAGUGAAACGUUGCGUGGUAGCAGGUGUAGGCCACUUAAUUUGUUGCAGGGGAACGAGCAUCGUUUAGUUUAAUCGUUUUGUUUAGUUUCUACAGAAAUACCGCAAUAAAAUGACGCGUUUUAAGAGCGUUGCGCGCAUGGGUUUCGAUUUAUUGAUAUUCGCGUCAUUGUGUUUAUCCGAGGUGGCAUUGCGCAAAUGGUUUAAACCUUAUAAGCGGGGAUUUUUCUGCGAUGACGAGUCUUUACGUUAUCCCUAUAAAGAGAGUACAAUAAGUGUUCUGGCCUUAAUCAGUAUAGUAUUGGCAGUGCCCAGCUCUGUAAUGCUGGCCGUGGAGUUGUUUAAGCAAACAGCGACAUCGCUAGGCGAGAAACGGAAGAAUGGCGCAAACAAGGGAUGUCAUUUGGGCCGCAGACUAAUGCAAUCUUAUACGCAAAUAGGUUUUUAUUUAUUUGGCUUGGCUUUAACUCUCAUAACUACGCAUAUAACUAAGUAUUCAGUGGGCCGUCUGAGGCCACAUUUCUUUGCUGUAUGUCAACCGUUAAUGUCCGAUGGAUCUACUUGCUCCGAUGCAAGGAAUCACGAUCGAUACGUCGAAGAUUAUGAUUGCGUUGCGAAAAAUAUGUCAACCAAUAGCAUAGCCCAAGUGGGUCAAUCUUUUCCAAGUGGUCACGCCAGUAUAUUCUUUUAUGCUAUGGUUUAUGUGGCAAUAUAUCUUCAAGCAGCUCUAAGUACUCGAGCUUCGAAAUUACUUAAACACUUACUACAAUUCAUUUUCAUUAUGUUUGCCUGGUAUGUGGCUUUAACGCGUAUUUCUGAUUAUUGGCAUCAUUGGUCUGAUGUGAUGGCCGGCACAAUUUUGGGAACUUUGAUAGCGUUUGCAGUUGCUCUUUACAUUUCACAAUUAUUCGCACGAAAACCAACGCGUUCGAAUUCGAGUCUGGCACCAAAGCCACCCAUCAAGCCAUCAAGCUCGCCUUCAUCGUCUGCAAAAUCGGCAAACAGUCCACCCGGUGUAUUGCCAGCGUACACGUUCGGUACUUUGCCCUAUAUACCGCAUCCUCAUGCAGCCGCUGCUGCAGCAGCCGCCGCUGCAGCGGCGGCAGCUCAACAACAGGCUCAAUAUGCCGCAGCACAAACUUACCACAAUUACGGUUAUGUGCCAUGAUUGUGAAAGUCGUCAGUCACGUUCGUUCAACAUAGUUCAUUGCAGUACGGCGGCUAAAUGCAGGCGCAUUUCAUACUGUCGUCGCUA
Glossina fuscipes is the source of this 1338-nucleotide messenger RNA. Its product is annotated as putative phosphatidate phosphatase. Bases 196 to 1251 code for a protein of 351 amino acids. Gene Ontology annotation, biological process: signal transduction; phospholipid metabolic process; phospholipid dephosphorylation. Lineage: Eukaryota; Metazoa; Arthropoda; Insecta; Diptera; Glossinidae. The transcript has a single exon. Gene Ontology annotation, molecular function: phosphatidate phosphatase activity. The record is from RefSeq and is a predicted model, not a curated record.